Molecule: messenger RNA, 2011 nt
Organism: Erythranthe guttata (spotted monkey flower)
Lineage: Eukaryota; Viridiplantae; Streptophyta; Magnoliopsida; Lamiales; Phrymaceae
Product: cytochrome P450 724B1
Biological process (GO): sterol metabolic process; brassinosteroid homeostasis; multicellular organism development
Molecular function (GO): heme binding; oxidoreductase activity, acting on paired donors, with incorporation or reduction of molecular oxygen; monooxygenase activity
Source: RefSeq, a predicted model, not a curated record
UAUGAAUAUUAUAUAGUUUAAUUGAGAAUGUGAUCUUUCGCCCCUGCCUAUAUAUAUGCAGUCAAGGAUAACCAAAAAUUCCCUUUCAUUGUGCAUUGUGAUAUAAAUAGUUAUAUAUUUUCCCAACAAUUUUUUUUAAAGGAAAAUAAAAAAGCAUAAAUAAAUUAAUGUCCAUGGCAAUAUAUUGGAUUACCUUUGCCUUGUUAUUUUUUUUGUUAGUGAUUAUUAUUUUGCACCAUUUCUUGCCCAUAUUAUUGUUGUUCUUCAAAAAUUACACUCUCCCCAAAGGAUCUUUUGGUUGGCCUAUUUUUGGUGAAACCCUUAAUUUUUUAAAGCCUCACUCUUCAACUUCAAUUGGCCCUUUCUUGCAACAACAUUGUACUAGGUAUGGGAAAGUGUUCAAAUCACACUUGUUCUUUUCUCCGACGGUGGUUUCGUGCGACGGCGAACUGAAUUAUUACGUAUUGCAGAACGAGGAUAGGUUGUUCGAGUGCAGCUAUCCGAAACCUAUCCAUGGAAUAUUGGGGAGGAGCUCCAUGCUGGUGGCUGCCGGAGAAACCCACCGCCGCCUGAGGAGUGUCGCCGUCGCACUCGUCACCACCAUCAAAUUGAAGCCGGAUUUCUUGGUCGAUAUCGAGACGAACGCCACCCGGAUUCUUGGUUCUUGGAGGGAUAAGCAGCAAGUUGUCUUCUGUGAGGAAGCUAGAAAGUACACAUUUAAUGUAAUAGUGAAGCAGGUGCUUGGUUUAAGACCGAAUGAGCCACAUACAAAGGAAAUACUUGAAGAUUUCUUGACUUUCAUGAGAGGCCUUAUUUCUCUACCAAUCUACAUUCCUUUUACUCCAUAUGCAAGAGCUGUUAAGGCUAGAAGUAGAAUAUCUUCAACUGUGAAAGCAAUCAUAGAAGAAAGAAGAAAAAGAGGUAGAAAUGAUGAAAUAAAUUCUUGCAAAAAGAGUUGGAGUAAUAAUGAUUUUCUCAAUAUACUCCUCGGCGUCGAAACCUUAUCCGAAGACGAAAAAGUUAGCUUCGUGUUGGAUUCUUUACUCGGUGGCUACGAAACCACUUCCCUUCUUUUGUCUAUGGCCGUCUUUUUCCUUCAUCGCUCCCCUCUCGCCGUUGAUCAACUCAAGGGAGAGCAUCGGAAAAUACGAAGCACGAAGAAAAAGGACGAAUUUCUGAGUUGGGAGGACUAUAAAGCAAUGGAAUUCACACACAAUGUCAUAAAUGAAGCUCUAAGAUUAGGCAACAUUGUUAAAUUUGUCCACCGAAAGGCAAUCAAAGAUGUCAAAUUUAGAGAUUAUAUAAUUCCGUCGGGUUGGAAAGUCCUACCCGUUUUCUCGGCGGUUCAUCUCGACCCGUCUCUUCAUGCUAAUUCUCUCCAGUUUGAUCCUUGGAGAUGGCAGACAGAAGAUCAAACAUGCAAGAAGUUUAUCCCAUUUGGUGGAGGGUCCAGAUGCUGCCCAGGAUUUGAACUGGCAAAAGUUGAGGUUGCUUUUUUCCUACACCACCUCAUACAAAAUUAUAGUUGGAAAGUAGAAGAUGGCGAACAGCCGAUCGCGUAUCCAUAUGUAGAGUUUCGAAGAGGAUUAAAAUUGAGUCUGCAUUCCUUAUGCAGCUCAUGAAGAAAGAUUCAACUAUAUAAUUAUAUAUAUACAUUUUAUUAAUGAGGCUAUGUUUGUGCACUUAUUGUAAUAUAAUUUCCUUGAAGACUUCACUCACAAAGCCAUGCAUGCAUUUUUUAAUCCAAUGAUCGAAUGAGUUCAAAGGAGUUUGGUACCUAGUAUUUGGAAUGGGGAAUUUAAUUAGGUGUAGUUCAAGUUGAUGUAACUAAUUACCUUGCCCAAAAAAACAACAUAAUAGAAUAUCCAAGCGGAAAAUACUAUUUAUUGCAAACAAACCUUAGCAUACACAAAAUGUGUACGUACAAGUAACGAAAAACAUGGGCAUGUAAUUGAUAAAUGAUGUUUGUUACGGUAUAUCUUCAUAUUCUCUGAAAUACUUCUUUUGUACA